Nicotiana tabacum (common tobacco) is the source of this 1095-nucleotide messenger RNA. Its product is annotated as nudix hydrolase 15, mitochondrial. Gene Ontology annotation, molecular function: coenzyme A diphosphatase activity. Gene Ontology annotation, biological process: coenzyme A catabolic process. The record is from RefSeq and is a predicted model, not a curated record. Lineage: Eukaryota; Viridiplantae; Streptophyta; Magnoliopsida; Solanales; Solanaceae.
AAACAAAAAUCAAAUCUUAAAGCUUUUGAAAGAUGGUGUACUUUUUGAUAAACCCAAUUCAAACUUAUUAUCCAAUUUAACUAUGAAAAAUGCUAUCAUCAAUUAGAAGAUUGUCCAUGUCAAUGUCCAUAUCAUCAAUUUCCUCUUUAACCCUCUAUUCAUUUCAAUCUCCAAAUUCACUUCGCAAAUUAAUCAUGGAUUCAUCAUCUUCAACAAACCACAGCUUUAAUAAUACUUCUCAAAAAAGACUAUUAGCCUUAGCUCAACAAUUGCGUCUUUACAAACCCCCACCUCCUCAAUUUGACACUGAUUUUGAGGAGAAAAAAUUGGAAGAGAGUGCAGGGAAAGUUGUUUCUCAAUUGGGUUUUCAAGAAUCAGUGACCCCAAUUUCUGCUGUGCAAACUGAAAGAUUUAAACCUAAAAGAGCUGCUGUUUUGAUCUGUCUUUUUGAAGGGGAUGCUGAUGGGGAAUUAAGAGUUAUUCUCACUAAGAGAUCUUCUAAGCUCUCUACUCACUCUGGUGAAGUUGCAUUACCUGGAGGGAAAGCUGAAGAGGGAGAUGCAAGUGAUGCUGACACUGCAACCAGAGAAGCAAAGGAGGAGAUAGGAUUAGAUCCUUCAUUGGUUAAUAUCGUGACUUGCCUCGAGCCAUUCUUGUCUAAGCAUCUUCUUAGAGUGAUUCCUGUAAUUGGGAUUCUCUCCAAUAAAAAAGAAUUCAAUCCCACUCCUAAUAUUGCUGAAGUAGAAGCAGUUUUUGAUGUCCCAUUGGAGAUGUUUCUCAAGGACGAGAAUAGGAGAUCAGAAGAAAGAGAAUGGAUGGGAGAAAAGUAUCUGAUUCAUUUGUUCGACUACGAGUUGGAAAACAAGAAAUAUUUGAUCUGGGGUCUAACUGCUGGGAUUUUGAUUAGAGCAGCAUCAGUUGUGUAUCAGAGAGCACCUGCAUUCUUGGAACAAAAUCCUAAAUUCAAGCUCCCUAGAGUGGUGGACAAAGAUACUACAAUGAAUUAACUUUGAUCUUUGUAAUUCUUGUAUAAUCCAGCUUGUGUAAUAAAUUAAUUAAAUGGACAUAGUGGAGUAUUAUUAUGUAUUUUUCAAA